CGAUUUCCAUGUCGUCCAUCCUCAAGGUGCAGCUCCACAAGGCGACGGACCUCCCGGUCGCCGACAUGGCCCUCACGGGCGGCAAGUCGGACCCGUACCUCGUCUUCAUCCUCAACGACCAGACGUACCGCACGCCCUGCAUCGCGUCCAACCUCAACCCGAUCUGGUCCAACGAGACGUUCCAGUUCCGCGUCAACGACACGAGUGGUAUUCUGCGCGUCGAAGUCUGGGACGACGACAACUUUCGCCCCGACGACCUCCUCGGCGUCAUCGACAUCCCGCUCUCGACCGUCGAGAAGGGCCUCAAGAAGGAAGAAGACAGCAUCAAGCCCUACGCGGUCAAGGUCGUCGAGAGCCUUCAAAAGCAGAACGUGUCACCGCACGUGUUCAUGUCGAUCGCGCUGUUGACGCCAGUCGAGGCCGUCGCCUUGCUCGACUUUGAGGUCUGGGAGAACGAGCGCUGGAGCCGCGUGCGCCGCACUUGGGCCAAGGCUAACUUGACCGAGACCGACCCGAAGGAGUGGAGCUCGAGCGACGGCAGCGAAUCGUCGACCAAGUUUGAGGACGUGAUUCCGACGAUCCCGCCGCGCUACGAGCCCAUCAACACGUGGCACUACGUCAAGCACAUUGGCGACAAGGACGGGUGGAUUUACGGCCCGACGUUUGACGGCCCAUGGUACGAGGUGCCCAACCUGCUGCACAUUGUCCGCCGCCGGCGCUGGAUCAACGCGUACAAGCGCGACGACUUUCAGUUUUAAAGAAGGACUCUCCGCGUAGCUAGUAUCAUUAACCUAUAUAACCAUCUACCUGCAUUUCGACCUCCAUCU
Molecule: messenger RNA, 827 nt
Organism: Saprolegnia parasitica CBS 223.65
Lineage: Eukaryota; Oomycota; Saprolegniomycetes; Saprolegniales; Saprolegniaceae
Exons: 1
Coding region: 9-758 (249 amino acids)
Cellular component (GO): membrane
Source: RefSeq, a predicted model, not a curated record